AUGGCGGCGCCUACAGACCUCAAGAUUCUGGUCGCCGAAGACAACACAGUAAGCGCGACAACCAAGUUUCUCCCUCCCGUUCCAUCCCCGUUUCAUCCCUAUUCCAUCCUUAUUCGCAUCUCCCUUUUGUCCCCCUUUUCCUCCCCCCCGCCGUUUCAUCCGCCUACUCCCCGUCUUCUGUUCACCCGGGACGAUGCGAGCUCAAUUGCUCGAGACGCAACGCCGCACUCCCCUGGCUCUGGUUUCGUCGCCUCGUGUCACCCGCUCAUUCUUAUACUUCGCCCGCGCGGUUCACAGCUACCCGCUUCCUCCCCUGCUCCGUCUCCCCCGUUACCCCUCCCGGGCGCUGGUUGCUCAACGUUUGCGCGCGCUCGCCCCACGUAUCUCAUCCCCUCUCCCGCGACUGCGCUCUCCCCUUUCCCCCUCCAGGUGAACGUGUUGGUGCUCAUGUCCAGGCUCAAGCGCAUGGGACUUAAAGCCAUAAUCCUCCUGUACCCCUCCCUCGCUUGCCUCUAUCUUCCCCUCCCCCCUCCCCCCUCCCCCUCCCCCCUCCCUUCCCUACUCCUCCAGGUGAACGUGAUGGUGCUCAUGUCCAUGCUCAAGCGCAUGGGACUUACCUCCAGGCCUCCCGUGAAUGUGAUGGUGCUCAUGUCCAUGCUCAAGCGCAUGGGACUUAAAGCCACGGUCGCCAAGAACGGCGUCGAGGCCGUGGAGGCGGUGCAGAAGGUGAAAUUCGAUAUUAUCCUCUCCGAUAUAUGCAUGCCGCUCAUGGACGGGCUCACAGCCACGCAGCUGAUUCGGCAGUACGAGCGCACGGGGAAAUUCCCCGCGGAAGAAAUCGCCAAGGCGAAAGCGUCCGGGGCCCCUGCGGGGGACGAGAAAGCGGGGCUGGCGGAGUGGACUGGCGGGGAUGCGGGGGAAGGGGGGGGAGAGGGGGAUUUCCGCCCGCGCACGCCGGUGGUGGCUGUGAGCGCGAAUGCGCUACAGGCGGAUCAGGAUCGACCCCCUCCCAAACCGGUUGUGGAAUCAAGUAGUGAAGAAGAAGAGGAGGAGGAGGAGGAGGAAGAAGAGGAGGAGGAAGAGAAGGGGAAAGGGGGGAGAAAGGGGGCGAAAGAGGAGGAGGAGGAAGGGGAGGAGGAGGAUGAGGAGGAGGGGAAGGUUGCCAACGCUAUUGCUGCUGCCAAGGCUGCCGCUGCUGCCAGAGCCGCUGCAGUGGCUAAGGCAGAAGCGGCGGCGGCAGCAGCAGCCGAAAAAGACGAGGCUAUGGCGAGAAGCAAGGCUGCUGCGGAGCAGUUUGCUAGUAGCAGCAGCACUGGCAGCAGAGCGAGCUCAGGGCAGGCAGCAGGCGGAGGAGGAGGUGGAGGGGGAGGAGGGAGCGUGGCGAGUGGGAGAAGCAGCAGCAUGAGCAGCACGGGGAGGACUGGGGGCGGGCGCGCCACAGAUCUCGCCGAGUUGCUAUCCACUGCCACGUCAGCCGGCCCCGCUGCCGCUUCUCCUGACGCGUCACCUGCUUUGGCAGCUCCCGUGAAACGAUCGUCCAGUAAGAACUCCCUGACUUCUUCCAGAGCCAAUGGGGACGCGACAGGUGGCAGUAGGGUGUCGUCGCCUGCGCUCCCUCCUGGGGUGGUGGACGUGCGAGAGUUGAUGAGAACAGAGGAGAGGGAGAGAGCAGCAGCAGCCGUGGCGUUGGAGAAAGAGCAUAGCAGCAGCAGCAGCAGCAGCAGCAAGCCGAGUCGUAUGUUGCGAUCGAAAUCGAGGGACGGGCUGGCGGUUGCAGCAGAGACGGUUGAGACAGAGAGCGGGGAUAGCGAGUCGGAACCAGGCCCGUGGGUACAAGAGGCGCAUCACGCUCAGUUGCAGCAGCAGCAGCAACAGCAGCAGCAACAGCUGCAACAGCAGCAGCAGUUGCAGCAGCAGCAACAGCUACUGAUGCAGCAGCAGCAGCAGCUGCAGCAGCUUCUACUGCAGCAGCAACUGCAGCAGGAGCAACAGCAACUGUUCGAACAACAGCAGCAGCAGCAGCACCACCACCACCACCGGCGAAGCAGCCUAUUCCCCGACCUAGCACAGGAAGAGAAGCGGCUUCAGUCAGGAGGAGGCAGCGGAAACCUACUCUCCAUGGGCAUAGGAAGCAAAUCCAUGGGCGCUGUGUCGCGCCGCAGCACCCUCGCAUCCGUCUCUGCAGCCACCAGCUCUAUCCCCCAGCACUUCCCCUCGCCAGAUGACCCAUACUGCACCGGCAACGGCCGGGAAGUCUCCCCGCUGGGCGGCAGGCACAUGCUGCAGCAGUCUCCGCAGGGGCUGGGGUUGUCGCAGUCUGCGCAUUUGAGCCGGCCGGUGGCUCGUGUGCUAGGGCAUGAGCAUGGCGGGGGUGUGAGUCCGGAUAAGAGCGGCAUGUGGGCGCAGAGAGAGGCGCUGGUGGCGGCUCAGAUGGAGCUGCAGCAGCGAGCCCAGCAGCGGAGGUCACGGGCUGCUGCCCCUUCGAUCAUCUUCCCGGAUCUAGACCCGUUCACGUCCCACUGCAAGAACCCGUACCAGUAG
Molecule: messenger RNA, 2541 nt
Organism: Closterium sp. Naga37s-1
Lineage: Eukaryota; Viridiplantae; Streptophyta; Zygnematophyceae; Desmidiales; Closteriaceae
Source: the annotation of a GenBank genome assembly